This is a messenger RNA of Lentinula edodes (shiitake mushroom), 870 nucleotides long. RefSeq names its product GPN-loop GTPase. Gene Ontology annotation, molecular function: GTPase activity. Bases 1 to 870 code for a protein of 289 amino acids. The transcript is spliced from 7 exons. The record is from RefSeq and is a predicted model, not a curated record. NCBI's taxonomy places the organism in Eukaryota, Fungi, Basidiomycota, Agaricomycetes, Agaricales, Omphalotaceae.
AUGCGCUACGCAGUCCUCGUUACUGGCCCAGCAGGUGCUGGCAAAUCUACUUUCGCAAAAUCUUUUAUGACCCACCUUGCCGCUUCCAAAAGGACUGGCCAUCUCGUCAACCUUGAUCCAGCUGCAGAUCCGUCAAGUUUCGAAUAUGAGCCAACUAUUGACAUCAGAGACCUUAUCAGCCUAGAGGAUGUCAUGAGUGAGCUGGAGUAUGGUCCGAAUGGUGGAAUAGUCUACUGCUUUGAGUAUCUUCUGCAAAAUAUGGACUGGCUAGAAGAAGAACUUGGGGGCUAUGAGGACGAUUAUCUGAUCAUUGAUUGCCCAGGACAAAUAGAAUUAUACACACAUCAUCCAUUUAUCCCGACGCUUGUGCAACAUCUCUCUCGAAUGGACAUCCGUACAUGUGCAACGUACCUUAUAGAGUCUCAAUUCAUGGAGGACAAGUACAAAUUCUUCAGUGGAGUUUUGUCUGCCAUGUCCGCAAUGGUCAACCUCGAAAUACCAUGGAUCAAUGUCAUGUCCAAAGUGGACCUCGUCACAUUGAACCCCGAAGAUCCUUCGGGAGGUGCACGAAAUGGCCUACGAAAAAAAAAAGAUAUCGCGAGAUAUCUUGACCCAGACCCUCUAUUAAUUGCUACUACACGAGGCGAUAAGUCAGAUAAAACAAAUCCACGCUUCCAUGCCCUUAAUCAAGCUAUCGUUCAGCUGAUUGAAGACCACCCACUAGUAUCGUUUCUGCCGUUGGAUCUCACAGAUACUGAUUCAUUGGAGUAUGUUAUAAGCCAUAUUGACUAUACAAUGCAAUACGGUGAAAGUGAGGAGCCAAAGGAGCCUCAUGACUUAGAUGAAGGCGAUUUCCAGGAUUUGGAGUAA